AUGUCUGGGGUGAAAGAUCAAAGUGCAAUCACGGAUUUUCUGUUCUUUCCCUACAGGCUUAUCCUAGCAGCUAACAGAGAUGAAUAUUACCACAGGCCCUCGAAAUGCGCCGAUUUUUGGGACAGUAGCAGUGAGAUUCUCAGUGGCUUGGAUAUGGAAGAAGGGAAAGAAGGCGGGUCCUGGCUUGGCAUCAGCAGGAAAGGCAAGAUGGCCGCCUUGACCAAUUACAUGCAGCCUCAGAUAAACAAGCAGGCGAAAGGAAGAGGUGCCCUGGUGACCAAUUUCUUGACAUCAGAAAUGGACAGCUACUCUUAUUUGAAGAAAGUGGCCUCGGAAGGACACCUUUACAACGGCUUUAAUUUGAUCGCAGCAGACUUAAGCACCACUAACGGAGAUGUAAUUUACUAUUACGGAAACAAAGGAGACCUGGAACCUCUCUUCCUAAAUCCCGGGGUAUACGGCUUGAGCAAUUCUUUGCUGGAUACGCCCUGGAAGAAACUUCAGUAUGGAAAACAGCUUUUUACAGAUGUCAUCAAACACAGCCAGAACCUCAAGAAAGAGGAGCUGAUCCAGGAGCUGAUUAAACUGAUGAAUAACCAGGACCCUCAGCUUCCGGACCCUGCCAUGGAGGAUCAGGGAAAGGAUUACGUCCUUCCGUUCCUAAACAAGUACGCAGCUCUGUGUGUCCGAUGCCCAAAUUAUGGAACCAGGUAA
This is a messenger RNA of Protobothrops mucrosquamatus (brown spotted pit viper), 714 nucleotides long. RefSeq names its product transport and Golgi organization protein 2 homolog. The record is from RefSeq and is a predicted model, not a curated record. Gene Ontology annotation, biological process: protein secretion; Golgi organization. Gene Ontology annotation, cellular component: Golgi apparatus. NCBI's taxonomy places the organism in Eukaryota, Metazoa, Chordata, Lepidosauria, Squamata, Viperidae. The transcript is spliced from 7 exons. Bases 1 to 714 code for a protein of 237 amino acids.